AUUUUGAAAGCGUUGGCACGGAAGCGCUGAGGGGUACUGAGCUGCCUCAGUGCUUAUAUAAGUCCGGGUCACGGUCUUUAGUUACGCACUUGAAAGAUGUCUGCGGGAAAGCAAGGAGACGCUCUGUGCUUCUUUAUCAACGGGAAAAGGGUGACAGAGAACCAUGCCGACCCGGAGACGAUGCUGUUGCCCUUCCUCAGGGAGAAGGUGAAAUUAACUGGAACCAAGUACGGCUGCGGUGGAGGAGGCUGCGGAGCGUGCACAGUUAUGGUGUCGCGCUACCAACCUGCAACGAAAACCAUCAUCCAUUACUCGGCCAACGCCUGCCUCCUGCCGCUCUGUCAGCUCCACGGAGCCGCGGUCACCACAGUGGAGGGCAUCGGCAGCACCAAGACCAGGAUCCACCCGGUGCAGGAGCGAAUAGCCAAGGCUCACGGUUCCCAGUGUGGCUUCUGCACUCCGGGGAUGGUGAUGUCCACGUACGCUCUGCUGAGGAACAAACCGCAGCCCACCAUGGACGACAUCACUGAGGCUCUGGCUGGUAAUCUGUGUCGGUGUACCGGAUAUCGACCCAUUGUGGAAGGCUGCAGGACCUUCUGUCAGGAAGCCAACUGCUGCCAAGCCAAUGGUGCUGCAAACUGCUGCCUCAAUGGAGAGAAAAAUGGCGAUGAACCUGAGCAGGAAAAGCCUCAGCUCUUUGACAAACUGGAUCUUCUGCCAUUGGAUCCAACACAGGAGCUGAUCUUCCCUCCAGAGCUGAUUCUGAUGGCAGAUACGAGCCCGCAAACACUCACCUUUCAUGGGGAGAGGGUCUCCUGGGUGUCUCCGGUUUCUCUGGAGGAGCUGAUCCAGCUCAAGGCCAAACACCCCAAAGCUCCGCUUGUCAUGGGCAACACCAACAUAGGUCCAGACAUGAAGUUCAAAGGCAUCCUACAUCCGCUGAUCAUCUCUCCAACCAGAGUGAAGGAGCUGUUCGAGGUCUCUCAGACGCCACAGGGCGUUUGGGUGGGAGCCGGCUGCAGUUUGUCUGAGCUUCACUCUGUCUUGAAGAAGCUGGUUCCUCAGUUCCCGGAGGAGAAGACGGAGGUGUUCAGAGCACUGAACCGGCAGCUAGGGAACCUGGGAAGUGUGCAGAUCCGAAACGUCGCUUCUCUGGGAGGAAACAUUGUGAGUGCGUACCCCAACUCGGACCUGAACCCCAUUUUGGCUGUCGGCAACUGCAAAGUUAGCGUGAUUUCCAGCGGAGGAAGACGAGAGGUUCCCCUGAAUCAGGACUUCUUCGUGGGAUUUGGGAAAGUAAUCCUGCAGCCGGAGGAGAUUGUCGUCUCCGUUUUCAUCCCCUUUUCCAGAAAGGGGGAGUUUGUUCAGGCUUUACGCCACGCACCGAGGAAGGAGGCCUCCUUCGCCACUGUGACAGCCGGGAUGAGGGUGAUGUUCUCAGAGAGCUCCAGAGUGGUUCAGGAUAUCAGUAUUUACUAUGGAGGGAUGGGCCCGACCACAGUCAGUGCAGCCAAAACCUGCCAGGCCAUCAUCAGGAGGCCGUGGGAUGACGAGACCCUCGGCCAAGCCUACGACAUCCUUCUGGAAGAGCUGGCCCUCCCUCCUUCAGCUCCUGGAGGGAAGGUGGAAUUUCGUAGGUCUCUGACUCUCAGUCUGCUCUUCAAAUUCUACCUGGAGGUCCUGCACAAGCUCAAAGCAAUGAAUGUGAUCACAGAUGAGGUUCCUGAGAAGAUACAACCUUUACCCAGAGAGAUCCAACCUGGCCUGCAGGAGUUCCAGCCGGUCUCAAAGGACCAGGGCAACCACGAUGCCGUGGGGCGUCCCAUGAUGCAUCGGUCCGCCAUCAGCCAGGCCACAGGCGAGGCCGUGUACUGCGAUGACCUCCCAAAGAUAGAGGGCGAGCUCUUUCUCGUGGUGGUCACCAGCUCCCGAGCACACGCUAAGAUCACAGGGCUGGAUGUGAGCGAAGCCCUACAGCUUCCCGGCGUCGUCGACGUCAUCACAACCAAAGACAUUCCCGGGAAGAAAGUCCGCACAUUUUGCGGCUAUGACGAGGAGCUGCUUGCCGAGAGCGAGGUGUCGUGCAUCGGUCAGAUGAUAUGUGCAGUGGUCGCCGACACGAAGGCGCACGCCAAACGAGGAGCAGCAGCUGUAAAGAUCAGCUACGAAGACCUGCCCGACCCCAUUUUCACCAUCGAGGAAGCCGUCGAGAAGUCGUCUUACUUCGAACCACGACGGUUGCUUCAGAGGGGAGACGUGACUGAAGCCUUUAAAACUGUCGACAAGGUUUAUGAAGGGGAGAUUCGAAUUGGAGGCCAGGAGCAUUUCUACAUGGAGACGCAGAGCAUGCUGGUGGUUCCCGUCGGCGAGGAGAUGGAGUUCAACGUUUACAUCUCCACUCAGUGGCCGACUUUGAUUCAGGAUGCUGUUGCCGAGACGUUGAACAUCUCAUCCAACAGAGUCACCUGUCAUGUCAAAAGAGUGGGCGGAGCCUUUGGAGGGAAGGUCACCAGAACCUCCGUUUUGGCUUCUAUCACCUCGGUGGCUGCUUGGAAGACCAAUCGUGCCGUCCGCUGUGUCCUGGAGCGAGGCGAGGACAUGGUCAUUACAGGAGGCCGACAUCCCACCCUGGGAAAAUAUAAGGUGGGUUUCAUGAAUGAUGGGAAGAUCGUGGCUGCAGAUAUCCAGUUCUUUGCCAACAGUGGCAACACUGUGGAUGAGUCUCCAUUGGUUGCUGAGAAGAUGGUCCUCCACAUGGACAACGCGUACAACAUCCCCAACCUGCGAGGUCGCGGCGCCGCAUGCAAGACCAACCUGCCAUCAAACACAGCCUUCAGGGGCUUCGGGGUGCCCCAGAGCCUGCUGAUCGUGGAGAACAUGAUCAACGACGUUGCCAUGGUGUUGGGAUGCCCCGCCGACAAGAUUCAGGAGGUGAACAUGUACAGGGGCCCUUCGACCACCCACUACAAGUUUGAGUUCAACCCCGAGAACUUGCUGCGCUGCUGGGAAGAGGGCAAGCGCCGGUCUGACUACAGCGCCCGCCGCGCCGCCAUCGAGCAGUUUAACCAGCAGAACCGCUGGAAGAAGAGGGGGAUUUCAAUCAUCCCCAUCAAAUACGGCAUCGCCUUUUCUGAUGGCUUCCUUAAUCAGGCUGCAGCUUUGGUCCACAUCUACAAAGACGGUUCAGUUCUGGUGAGUCACGGUGGGACGGAGAUAGGUCAGGGAGUCCACACGAAAAUGCAGCAGGUUGCAAGCCGGGAGCUUCACAUCCCGCCCUCAAAGAUCUACAUCAGUGAAACCAGCACCAACACCGUUCCCAACACCUGCCCGUCUGCCGCAUCUUUUGGUACCGAUGCUAACGGCAUGGCGGUCAAAGAUGCCUGCCAGAUUUUGUACCAGCGACUGGAGCCAAUCAGAAAGAAGAACCCCAAAGGAACCUGGGAGAGCUGGGCCAAAGAAGCAUUUAUGGAGAAGAUCAGUUUGUCAGCGACUGGAUUCUACAAAGGUCCUGACCUUUACCUCGACUGGGACAAGAUGGAGGGCCAACCUUAUGCUUACUACACCUACGGAGUGAGCUGCUCCGAGGUGGAGCUGGACUGCCUCACGGGAGACUACAGGACGUUGAGGACUGACAUCGUGAUGGACAUCGGCAAAAGUGUGAAUCCAUCUGUGGAUGUGGGCCAGAUUGAGGGAGCAUUCACACAGGGUUUGGGUCUCUACACUCUGGAGGAGCUGAAGUUUUCUCCCUUUGGGCUGCUGUACACUCGAGGACCUUCUCAGUACAAGAUCCCGGCGGUCUGCGACAUGCCGCUCCAGCUUAACAUCUAUCUGCUGCCUGACUCUGAGAACCCCUACGCCAUCUACUCUUCAAAGGGUAUUGGAGAACCCGCCCUCUUCUUGGGCAGUUCGGUGUUCUUCGCCAUCAAAGACGCCGUGGCUGCGGCUCGCUCCGAUUCCGGUUUGAAGGGGCCCUUUUCUCUAAACUCCCCUGCAACACCGGAGAGGGCCUGCUUGGCCUCUGCCUCCCCAUUCACUCAGAAGGUUCCAGCCAGCAAACCAGGAUCUUUCAAGCCGUGGGCCUUGGACAUCUGAGAGUGAAUCAAACUAAAGAUUUUAAACUAAUCAUUUUUAACUAAUAUCACGUGAAAUUCACAUAGGCUACGUUCACACUGCAGGCGAAAGUGCAUCAAAUCCGACUUUUCUGACCCUAUGCGACCCGUAUCCGAUCAUGGCAUGACAGUGUGAACGGCACAAA
Oreochromis niloticus (Nile tilapia) is the source of this 4255-nucleotide messenger RNA. It is a transcript of the gene aox6, whose product is annotated as aldehyde oxidase 6. The transcript is spliced from 34 exons. The record is from RefSeq and is a predicted model, not a curated record. NCBI's taxonomy places the organism in Eukaryota, Metazoa, Chordata, Actinopteri, Cichliformes, Cichlidae. Gene Ontology annotation, molecular function: xanthine dehydrogenase activity; FAD binding; iron ion binding. Bases 97 to 4092 code for a protein of 1331 amino acids.